AGCCCGAGGCUGGGCAGCUCGCGGUCCCGGGCGUUAACCUCGGCCAAGCGCGCAGUUCCGUCGCGAGAUUUGGCAGUCUAUAUAGAAGUCACCAUGAACUUAUUCCAGCUCCUGAUGAAAAAGAAGGAGCUGAUUCCCCUGGUGCUGAUCAUGACCACCGCUGCAGGGGGAGCCUCCUCCUUCGCUGUGUAUUCCCUGUCAAAGUCCGAUGUGAUCAUUGAUCGAAAAAACAAUCCAGAACCAUGGGAAAACGUGGAUCUGAAUGUACCUCAGAAGCUCAUAACAAUUAACCAACAGUGGAAGCCUAUUGAGGAAUUGCAGAAAGUUCGAAGAGCAACCAAAUGAGCAGACUGCACCUCUCUCUCCCAAAGAGUCCUCCACGAAUCGAGUGGGAACACUUCUGCACAGCUAGAUUAUAAGUGUGGGUGCGCAGAAGUGCUUCUGCUGCAUUUUUAGGCCGUGCCUGCAUUUCAGACUCUGGAGAAGAAAUGAAAGGUAGUGUAGCAAUCACCUCCAAGCAGCAACAUAGCUUAAAACAAUAUGUACCUGUAUUUAUUUUCUUGUAAAUUUGAGCUUUGCAUAUUAAAAUUUUUAUAGUGCUUGCAUAUUUUCCUUAAAAAUGUCUAACUGUAAAUUAGGUUGUUGUCUACAAUAAAAAACUUGAGUUUUUUUUUUUUUUUAAAGAUUUGAAACAUAAUAAAUGGAAGUAAACAUU
Messenger RNA from Erinaceus europaeus (western European hedgehog), 715 nucleotides. RefSeq names its product chromosome 16 C15orf48 homolog (gene COXFA4L3). Bases 94 to 345 code for a protein of 83 amino acids. The transcript has 5 exons. NCBI's taxonomy places the organism in Eukaryota, Metazoa, Chordata, Mammalia, Eulipotyphla, Erinaceidae. The record is from RefSeq and is a predicted model, not a curated record.